Tachyglossus aculeatus (Australian echidna) is the source of this 1467-nucleotide messenger RNA. RefSeq names its product STIP1 homology and U-box containing protein 1 (gene STUB1). NCBI's taxonomy places the organism in Eukaryota, Metazoa, Chordata, Mammalia, Monotremata, Tachyglossidae. Gene Ontology annotation, biological process: proteasome-mediated ubiquitin-dependent protein catabolic process; protein quality control for misfolded or incompletely synthesized proteins; cellular response to misfolded protein. Gene Ontology annotation, cellular component: Z disc; cytoplasm. The coding region runs from base 1 to 969 and encodes 322 amino acids. The transcript has 7 exons. Gene Ontology annotation, molecular function: ubiquitin protein ligase activity; protein-folding chaperone binding. The record is from RefSeq and is a predicted model, not a curated record.
AUGAAGGGGAAGGAGGAGAAGGAUGGCGGCGGGGGCGGGGGCGGCGGCGGCGGCGGCGGCGGCGGGGGGACCGGGGGCGGCGGUAGCCCGGAGAAGAGCCCCAGCGCCCAGGAGCUGAAGGAGCAGGGGAACCGACUCUUCGUCGGACGCAAGUACCCGGAGGCCGCCGCCUGCUACAGCAAGGCCAUCACCCGGAACCCUCUGGUGGCUGUGUAUUAUACCAACCGGGCCCUGUGCCACCUGAAGAUGCAACAACAUGACAAGGCCCUGGCCGACUGCAAACGGGCGCUGGAGCUGGACGGCCAGUCGGUUAAAGCCCACUUCUUCCUGGGCCAGUGCCAGCUGGAGAUGGAGAGCUACGACGAGGCCAUCGCCAACCUGCAGCGAGCCUACAACCUGGCCAAGGAGCAGCGGCUCAACUUCGGGGACGACAUCCCCAGCGCCCUGCGCGUUGCCAAGAAGAAGCGCUGGAACAGCAUCGAGGAGCGGCGCAUCCACCAGGAGAACGAGCUGCACGCUUAUCUCACCAAGCUGAUCAUGGCGGAGCGCGAGCGGGAACUGGAGGGGUGCCGCCAGAGCCAGGAGGAGGAGGAGGAGGAAGAGGAGGAGGAGAGCAGCGUGGAGGAGAGCCGGGGCCGGGCUCAGCUGGCCACCAUCGAAGCCAAACACGACAAGUACCUGGCCGACAUGGACGAGCUGUUCUCGCAGGUGGACGAGAAGAGGAAGAAGCGAGACAUCCCCGACUACCUGUGCGGGAAGAUCAGCUUCGAGUUGAUGCGGGAGCCGUGCAUCACCCCCAGCGGCAUCACCUACGACCGCAAGGACAUCGAGGAGCACCUGCAGCGCGUGGGCCACUUUGACCCCGUGACCCGGAGCCCCCUGACCCAGGAACAGCUCAUCCCCAACCUGGCCAUGAAGGAGGUGAUCGACGCCUUUGUGUCAGAGAACGGUUGGGUGGAAGAUUACUGAGGGGACCCCGCCCCGGGGGAGGCGGGAGGGGGCCGGAACCCGCCUUACCGUCCGUCCGUCUGUCCGCCAGCCCCCGACCCCCCACCCCCCUCUCCGCCGGGCUCAGGUGGCAUCUUGGCUUCUCACCUGCUCUGGUUACCUGGGGUGGGCAGGCGGGCCCUGGGCCAAGGGAGAUGGGGAGGUGGCGGGGGGGAAAGGAAGGUCCUUCGGGGGCCGCGGCCUGGGGGUGGUCUCCCCGUCUGUGUACAUAGCGUGUGUGCGUGAGUGAGUGUGAGUGUGGGGUUGGGGGGGGGGGAGUGUGAGCGUGUGUCUUACCGGGUUCUGUAAAUAGUCGGUUCCUGGAGCCCCGGCUGAGCGGCGCCUCGCUCUCCACACCUCCCAUCCGAGUGGCGAUCCCAGCCUGACUCCUUCCCCUGCCCCGCCCCGGGGCCGGGGGUGCAUGUGGUGGAGGGAAGGGCGCUCCUGGGGCAAUAAAGUCUGUGAGCAAUAUGCACGUGA